AUGGAAAACAAGAACCAAGAGGAUCUAGAUCCUCUGUCCCUCGACCGACGGCGACGAGAGGGUUCUCCGAAAACUCCUCCCGGUUCUCCUUCUGCUCCACCCGUAUAUUUGACGGAUGAAGAAGAAUCCCCCAAACGUCGUAGAGGUCAGGCGGACUUGUCUGACUUCAGAAGUGUUGUUCAAGAUUGCAUUGACUACGACCCCAAACCUCUCCCUAAAACCACCAAAAACCUAAAUGCGAAUUGAAAGUUCUCUGGCUUGCGCUUAAGGAAUCAAUUACUUAGCCCAGCAGAGAUUAGUGAUCUCUUCUCAGAUAUCCGUUUCGUUCGAUUGCAAACAAUCAAGAACUUGCUAAUGGGUGACAAACUCGGCUGCUGGGCCACAAUGGGAGUGCUAACUGAGAGACAACCCAAAACAAGCUCUAUAGGCCAGCCUUAUUGCAUUUGGAAAGUCUGUUCCUUAAACGAGAACAACACUGUCUCCCUCUUCUUGUUUGGUGACGCUUACAAGAAGAAUGAGACCGAAAAGGCGGAUGCGUUUUCGUCUCUCUUCAAUUGCUCUCUUCGCAAGGACAAAAUGGGAAGUGACUUUUCAUUAAGUGUCAACUCAGCUAAACAAAUGGUAAAACUAGGAGUUUCCGCUGAUUAUGGAGUCUGCACAUCCAAGCGGAAAGUUGGAAACUGUACUUCUGUUGUAAACAAACGCCAAGGAGCAUUAUGCAAGAUUCAAUAACUGAAUGCAACAGGCAAAUUUGCUACAAUGAGAAGUGAACUCAAAGGCGGGUAUAAACUGAGAACGUCUUUCAGAGAUCCAAAAUCACAAGGGAUUUACACCGUUGAGCCACCAGUAGAUAGGAGCGGAACAAAAGGCUAAUCAGCCUGUCCGAGUACUAUCAGUGAAGGUCUCCGAAAGGCUUUAAGUGGUGCAGAUAAAGUGACGCCUAACGUACACUCACAAGUACGUUUCCUGAACGAGAUGGCUAAACAAUCGCUUUAAAGAACGUUAACAAGAAAUCUGAAAGCUGUGAAUAAGUCUGUAGAGAAGAGGAGAUGUUCUUGAUUUUUCUCUUCAGAAAAGCAUCUAAUACAAAAGAACGCAAGUAAAGAGAAAAGAGAGAAGCGGAUAAGAAGAGAAACUCCUGAGAUUGCCACCGGAAAAAUGAUGGUCCGAUUCUGCAGCUCCGACGAAGAAUGA
Molecule: messenger RNA, 1194 nt
Organism: Raphanus sativus (radish)
Lineage: Eukaryota; Viridiplantae; Streptophyta; Magnoliopsida; Brassicales; Brassicaceae
Biological process (GO): DNA replication; DNA replication initiation
Cellular component (GO): nucleus; replication fork protection complex
Molecular function (GO): single-stranded DNA binding; DNA replication origin binding
Source: RefSeq, a predicted model, not a curated record